Anoplophora glabripennis (Asian longhorned beetle) is the source of this 497-nucleotide messenger RNA. RefSeq names its product collagen alpha-2(I) chain-like. The coding region runs from base 40 to 435 and encodes 131 amino acids. The transcript is spliced from 2 exons. The record is from RefSeq and is a predicted model, not a curated record. Lineage: Eukaryota; Metazoa; Arthropoda; Insecta; Coleoptera; Cerambycidae.
GCUGUAUACCUGACCUGAGUAACCAACAAAACAGAAAACAUGAACGGUUUGAUUGCAAUCACCUUCGCCUUUUUGGCCGUCUCUGCAUCCGCCACUCCUUCAGGUCAUGGCCUUCUCUGGGGAGGCGUCAACCCCCACGCCCUUAGCCCAGUUGGACCUUCUGGAAUCGUGACCGGACACGGAGUUUCUGGACCAUCCGGCGUGGUGACCGGAGCUGGUGCCGCUGGACCUUCUGGAAUCGUCACCGGUGCAGGACCCAUCGGACCCACUGGACCAGCUGGACACGGUGUUGUAGGUGCCGCUCCUCUGAUUGCUCAUGCUGCUCCUUGGGCCGCUGCCGCUCCUUGGGCUGCUGCUGUUCCAGUAGCAGCUCUCGGACAUGGCGCAUGGGGUCUUGGUGGUCAUGGAAUCGCUUUGGGUGCUCAUGGUUGGUGAAUGAUUCCGAACAAAGAAUUUUUGUACAGCAUUUUAAUUUAAAUAUAUUAAAAUUUGUUGUA